Molecule: messenger RNA, 6583 nt
Organism: Daphnia pulicaria
Lineage: Eukaryota; Metazoa; Arthropoda; Branchiopoda; Diplostraca; Daphniidae
Product: cAMP-specific 3',5'-cyclic phosphodiesterase, isoforms N/G-like
Exons: 13
Coding region: 2454-4568 (704 amino acids)
Biological process (GO): signal transduction
Cellular component (GO): nucleus; perinuclear region of cytoplasm; cytosol
Molecular function (GO): 3',5'-cyclic-AMP phosphodiesterase activity
Source: RefSeq, a predicted model, not a curated record
GCGCAUUGUGUUCCACGGUGCAGGGCCGCCGCCGACGCGUUCCAGUACACAGUCGAAUCUUCCGACACACACUCCGCAAUUUCGUUCGCGCUAGCCUAAGCGGGGAGAAAGGCAAACACUUUUCACGCCAAAAGAAAUAGAAUAAAGCGGACUUCCAAAGUGAACGCGCUCACACACAAACAGAGAGAUUGUUUGCUUCUAUCCGACAGUUGUCAUCGAUUACCAGUACUGUGUCGUGUUUUUCGACGCUGGUCGUCUGUCGUUCGGUUAAACGAAUAACAAAGUGCCACUCUUGCAUCUCCUCGCGACGUGAUUUCUCUCUAGCCAUUUGUAUUCUCAACAGUCGGUUGUCGUCGUGUUAAACAGCCAAGAUUGCGAAUUUAUUUCAUCAUUAAAGAAAGGACGGCGUCACUGGGUUGGUCCUGGGUGGUGCAACGCCUAUGAAUUCGGCACGCCAAAAAACCAGGAAAAAGAAAUAAGAAAUUCCCGUUGCCCUUAUUCAAAAUGACAUGAUGGUAUCUUGUCCGUUUACUGCCCUGACGCGCGCAAAUACGAUAAAUUCAGAAAUGAUUUUACAGUCAUAACUGCUGCGCAGCUCAGGAAGAGCGGGCCGUCCAUUCAAUAACGACAAAAGGGGACGGGGGAAAAAAAGGAGAACGUGGAACGGACGCGCGUCAACAUCAAACUGUAACGCCUUUCGCUUGGCAACAGAAUCAGAAUUUUCCCGCGGGCGGAAUCAAAAGGGAAAUUACAACAAGGCAGCAGAAGCGAAAAGAAAAUUUAGUCAACUUUUUGUGUGUGUGUUGUGUGUGCGCUCUCGACUAGAUAAAGGACUUUGAACAAGCUCGUCAAUGUUUAUCCGUGGGUUUUUUUAAAAGUUAUUUACAUAAAUGUGUUACUGGUGUGCUUAGCAACUCGGUCCGUGUUCCAGUCGGCUAGGAAAGAAUUGAAAGCCACUAACUCGUAACUGUGUUGUUGCCUGUGCAAAUAUCACGUCGUCUGAUAGAAAUCGAUUGACCGCGGGCCGCCUACAACCCCGCCCCUUUAUCUGCCCAUUCAAUCCGUCCGUCUCGUUUUAGACUGCGCUGCAAUUUCAUUAUUUUGGCAAAGAAAUUUCUUUUCUCUCUCGAGCAAUUCCGGGAGUCGCUCACUUGAUUCUCGCACCCACAUCGCCCGCCAGUCUCCUGGCAACUCACGAGUGCAGGAGGAGUUUGGAAUUUGAACUUUUUGGGGGGAAAUACAAAACAAACAUUCGAGGACUAGUUUAGUUGUCAAACAAAAGAAGAAAAAAGAAGAUUGCAAGGGCAUUGACGGUGCAACAACUGGAUAGAAGAAAGGAGGACCGUCGUCGGGUGAACUAGACGUGUUGUGUAAUUCGAACUUUUGUUGCGUGAGUCGACCGUUAUUAGUAUAGUGUGUGUCUUGUGAGUGAAGCGGGACUAGUCCCUUAAUGAACUGAUGCGCCGGCCCUGAUUUCGCGUCCUUGCCCUUUUACGGUUCAUCAUUAACGAUAGAGAGACUCUCCUCGUGCCUUAGGAACUCACGAAAAAGAGUGGCGGCGAGAGUUUAGUUCGCUUAGCCGAAAAACUUCUGGCGCUAGAACCCACCGAACGUUGCCCCGCCAACCCGUACACGCACACACACACACACCCCACCCAGUGUGUGUGUGGCUUCCUUCUUCCUCCCGCUCGUCUCUAUAAUACCGCGGGAAGGCCUUGGAGUAAGUUCAGUUGAGAACGCGCUCGCUCUCUCUCUAUCUCUCUCUCUCUCUCCCAUAGACUCUCGCUGCGGUGAUUCUGCUCCACAUCUUGGUUCCCCACAAGAUCCAAUUGGCGCCCAUAAUUCCGUGUGACGCCAAAAAGAAAAAGGGGAAAAAUAGCCCGUGCAGUGAUCGAUGGACUUGAUCUGAGUGAUCUUUCUUUCGUUCCCGAGUGCGCAACACUCAACUAAAGUGAAUUGGGGAUGAAAAACGUUGGCGUUGACAAGAAGAGUCGUUGGUUGUGUGUGUCUCUCUCUCUCUCGACUUCUUAGUCCGCCUGUGUUCUGUGUGUGUGUAUGUGUCAAGUGCACUUGGUGAGGGAAUUUCGCCACUGAUUGAGUGAAUUAGAGAGUGAGAGUGAAAGAUCUUGUUUUUUUUAUUUCGUUGCCGUCCCUGGUUCUUAUUUUGCCACCAGGUUGAAUACGCCUUGACUGGAUGCCUUGAUUGGCUCAUGAUUCUGACUAAGCCACUCUCUGCCGACCCCACCAUCAUUCGUGACUGAUAAUCUUCGAGUGUGAUAUCAGUGCCGUAAAAAAAAAAAAACGUCACUCAACGUCAGAUUCUUGGCCUUUUGGUUUUGGUUUCUUUUUGUCACCUCCGUUGUUCGUUUGCCGAACUUUGAGUCAAUUUUGAUUAGACGCUGUUUUUCGUGAUUGACAAAAAAUAAAGCAACAGCACAAUCUGAAAGGGAAAGAUGUCUUCUCCCGGUAGUACGAAGUUCCACCCAGAUAUGCAUCAGAGUUUGUCGGCCUUGAUGCUGGAGCAUGUCCAUGCCAACGACGCAGAGCAAAGGGAGUCGGCCAAGGAACGCCAUUUCCCGCGGACGCUCAGCACCAGCGUCCUCCGCAUCAAACACCGGUCCUCCUUCUGGGAGCGAUUCUUCGAGAAUCAUCGUCGAUUAGCGCACGGAGAAGAUUUGAUCGUCACUCCGUUCGCGCAGAUAUUGGCCAGCCUACGCAGCGUUCGCAAUAACUACAUCUGCUUGACCAGCAUCCCUAUCAAUCGGUCGAGACGUUCGUCGCAGUCAACUGGAGUGUCCACCCCGCAACCCAAGAAUCUGACGCCGGGAGGUGAGUUUCAGAAAAAUGAAACGUACAGCCGACUGGCCGUGGAAACGCUCGAGGAGCUGGACUGGUGUUUGGACCAGUUGGAGACGAUACAGACGCAUCGUUCCGUCAGCGACAUGGCAUCCAGCAAGUUCAAACGGAUGCUGAACAAAGAGCUGAGCCAUUUUUCCGAAUCCAGUCGAUCGGGCAACCAGAUCUCCGAGUACAUCUGUUCGACAUUCUUGGAUAAACAACAAGAGUUGGAUUUGCCGUCGCUGCGCGUCGACGAUUCAGAGACGGAAAAGGCCCGUUUAUCAGCCUCGGGACCGCGAAAGUCCAAGGAUGGUGGCAAGGAUGGUUUCACGUUGGGCGGAUCUGUUACGUCAUCGUCAUCAUCGUCGGGGACAGUGGUCGCCUUGUCAGCUAAAAGUGGAGCUACUCCGGCCUCGUCAUCGGCGUCGUCGAGUCACGUGGGCCGGGCCAUGUCACACAUAUCCGGCGUUAAGAGACCGUUGAGUCACUCGAACAGUGUCACCACCUCGGAGAAGGUGGCCAAAUACGGGGUGGACACAGCCAAUGAACAUGAACUCGGAAAGUUUCUGGACGAAGUCGACCGCUGGGGUAUUGACAUUUUCAGAAUAGCGGAACUGUCCAGCAAUCGACCGCUGACGGCCGUGACGUACGCCAUUUUCAAAGAGCGCGGUCUUAUGAACGCCUUCAAGAUACCCGACAAGACUUUGGUCUCUUUCCUGAUGACGCUCGAGGAUCACUACGGCAAGGAGGUGCCCUACCAUAAUCACUUUCACGCUGCUGAUGUCACUCAGUCCACCCACGUUCUACUUAAUUCUCCUGCAUUAGAGUCGGUGUUUACCAAUUUGGAAAUUAUGGCGGCCAUCUUCGCCGCAACUAUUCACGACGUCGAUCACCCCGGUCUCACCAAUCAAUUUCUGAUCAAUACAAGUUCCGAAUUGGCUCUCAUGUAUAACGAUGAAUCCGUGCUGGAGAAUCAUCAUCUGGCGGUGGCGUUCAAGUUGUUGCAAAGCCCCGAUUGCGACAUUUUCAGCAAUUUGAACAAGAAGCAGCGGCAAACUCUGCGCAAGAUGGUCAUCGACAUGGUCUUGGCUACCGACAUGUCGAAGCACAUGAGUUUGCUGGCCGAUUUGAAAACGAUGGUGGAAACGAAGAAAGUGGCCGGCUCGGGUGUCCUACUCCUGGACAACUACACCGAUCGCAUUCAGGUGCUUCAAAACAUGGUGCACUGCGCUGAUUUGAGCAAUCCAACCAAACCAUUGGACAUUUACCGUCGCUGGGUAUCGCUUAUCAUGGAAGAGUUCUUCCAACAGGGUGACCGUGAACGUGAACAAGGCCUCGAUGUCAGCCCGAUGUGUGACAGGCAGAAUGCUACCAUCGAAAAGUCGCAGGUGGGCUUCAUCGAUUACAUUGUGCAUCCUCUUUGGGAAACUUGGGCCGAUUUGGUGCAUCCAGACGCUCAGGACAUACUCGACGGAUUAGAGGAUAAUCGCGACUGGUACUUUAGCAUGAUACCUCCUUCACCACCUCCCGCUCAGUCGGACAACACUCCUGUCGAUCAAUCAGACGAUACGGGCGAAAACACGGAAACGGGAGAGGCUGACGACGUCAACCGAAUAGAGAGCGAAGAUGGUCACUGGCGCUCCAGCAACGCUCUGUCCGUCCCUUCUGAACGCAUCCAGUUUCAAAUCACGCUGGAAGAGGGCGAGAGCGGCAACGAAGAAGACGACUAAAAAAGAACCGUCGAGUUCUUCUGGUACCACAUCGUUCAACAUCCACCCACACAGAUUCAAACAAAGAAACACGGAAACACACACACAGGCAUUCGUCACACUUUGAUGACAUUCUCACUCACACGUAUCUACACGUUUUAAUGCUAACGUGACAAAAAUAAUCAUCAUCAGUUACAUACUAUAAACAUCACACUUUUAAUUUAAGGGGGAAAAAAACCAAACAAAAAAAUCACCUUCCGGAUUGUCGGGGUAGAGCACACUCUGCUGCUGUGGGUCAUUUUGACUUUCGACCACAUCUUCGUACGCUUAAAAACUCAAGUGAUGGCUCUUCUUCUUUUUAAGAUAAUAUUAAUGACUUUAUAUUAUAUUGACUGUAUUUGUAAAAUUUAAAAAAAAAAAAAAAGGAGAGAGGAAGUAAUUCGUAUUUCUCUAUAUUACAGAAAAAUGAGAAUGCAAAGAAAGGGAAAUACUUAUUAUUCCUGUGCAUUAGUUUUUGAUUAACAGCGCCGGUACUUUAUAAAUUCUGUAUCGCUAUUACUGAUUUGGUUUCAAAAUUGAACUGGUUUUUCUAUAUUUAUAUUUAAGUUGAACAGAAAUCUAAAAAAUCAAAUGAAAUUAUUCGUUACGUAUACAGUAUAUAUAUAUAUAUUUCUCUCCUACCCUAGUCCUCACAAAAAAGGCAGCUGGUACUGUUCGACCUGGGAAAGAGAGGGGAUAUUCAAAAGGCAUUUAGAACAUAUUUAGACGAGUAAAAAACCAAAACAAAACAAACAACGUUUAAAUGCUGUAACAGAGUGCUUGUUCGCGUUUCAAAACUCCUUCAGAGUGAAACGUGAAAUCAAUCGGGCGCCAAAAUAAUUGAGAGACGGCUAGACACAUUAGCUCUAUCUCACUUCGAUAUACCCUGAGCAAUUAUCGUCGGCCAUUGCCAAAGCUUACAUUACAUCUACAUUUACAUAAACCUGUUGUUAUUCUAUCUAUAUUUUUUUUUUCUUUUUUGCUACUAUUAUUAUUGUUGUUUUUUUCUAUUUUGUUCGGCAUGUUUUUGGAAACCUCUCGACGAUGCAGCUUAUUCACUCCCUCCUGCCACGAUACUGUGCUGUACUGUACACAAGAGUGGAUUUUUCAGGUCCUCUUUUUUUGAUGAGGGAUUGUUUGUUUUGUUUUGUUUUGUACUAAAACAAAUGGAUUUUUGUACAGUGUAUGCACAGUUGAAAUUACCUGGUGGGCGACAACAACUCGAUGUUCUAUAUUUUGUUGUUUUCUAUCCAACUCUUUAUUUCGCUAUGACAUACGUAGGUAUUAUAUCACAUGCCUCGGUGCAACAUGAUUUUAAUAGAAAGCCCUCCGCCAUGCAAAAGAACAUUGGGUUAGAGAGUAAUUCAUCCACUCCCAUAUGAACGGUGCGUCCGUGUACAUUAUUAUUAUUAAUAUUAUACACAAAAUUAAAAUAUCAUUAAUCUAUAGUUUUGUGUAUAUAUAUAUAUACAUAUAUAUAUAUAUGGUAAUUGCGAUGAUUGUAUCAUACAUGAAUCUUCAUACCGUUGUAAAUGUUGGCUCUGGUGUGUUAAACGUGUUUGUUAAAAUGUAUAUCUGCAUUGGUUCAUCAUCUCAGAUUUAACCAAAAUUUCAUCUAGUAUAUCCUAACCUUUCCUGGCCAUUACCCAAUCCUCCCUAAAUUCAAUGGAUGAUUGGCUAAAAUAUUAGUUUGAAUUGGAACCUUGUUUUAGUUUGGUAUUCCUUUCCAUUGUACAUCCAUUUGUAUCCGUUAGUUUACCCAACUCAAAAACCAACAAGUUCCGUCUCUUGCACAUUUUCACCUUGUUUCCAAAAUUGAACAAAAAACCAAAAACAAACAAAAAAACCAAAAAAAACCCAAAAAACAAAACAAAAAAAACACAACAUGAACAUGCAUGUACGCUCCGUUAUACUCCCGUCUACCACGAGAUAUCAUAAAGGUUGAUUUGUAUAUUUAAGUGAUACCUUUCUCAAAUACACACACACACGUACAGAGA